Molecule: messenger RNA, 1148 nt
Organism: Ceraceosorus bombacis
Lineage: Eukaryota; Fungi; Basidiomycota; Exobasidiomycetes; Ceraceosorales; Ceraceosoraceae
Source: the annotation of a GenBank genome assembly
AUGACGUCUUCGCCUUCGGGCAACGCUCUGCUGCUGAAGCGUCAGCUGCAGGAGCUCCGAAAGCGUAAGUCGACAGUAUUUCGUCUGGUCACUCUGCUGCGACGAGUCACGCGAGCUAACAGCCGCUUCCGCUUCUGAACGGACUCUAGAUCCCGUGGACGGCUUCAGUGCUGGACUCAAGGAUGAUGACAAUCUGUACGAAUGGGAAAUCAUGAUCAUUGGGCCGAACGGUGAGGCGCGAGACGUUGCGACGUGGUCUUGACGCUGCAGGCGGCUCGCGAAAGCUCUUCACUCACAUUUCCCCUUCCGCCUCGACGUUCCCAGACACGCUGUACGAAGGGGGCUUCUUGAGGGCUGAACUCAUCUUCCCGCCCGAGUACCCUCUCAUGCCUCCGAAGAUGAAGUUCAUCACACCAAUGUGGCAUCCAAAUGGUCAGUAGGACGAGUGCAUGUCGAUUUCGCCUCGAUGUGGAGGAUACGGGAAGGAGUUGGAGUUGCGCUUAGAUCGGCCCGGACGAGAGGCGUCCACCGGAGUGGUCCGGCUGCCGCUCGCGUCGGUACUCGAGACUAACAGGUGCACCUCUCGAAUCACAAUCAAAGUUUACAAAGACGGAACGCUGUGCAUCUCAAUCCUCGUAAGUAGCUUGGAGCCUCGUCUGCUCGAUGCCUCCUCUCUGACACGGCUCGCGAUUGCAUUGGACGCGCAGCAUCCUCCUGGCGCAGACGAGUACGGCUACGAGGAUGCUGGAGAGAGGUGGCUACCUGUCCACACUGUAGAGACUAUCGUGAGCUUGAGCUAGAAGAUUGUUGCAAAAGCUCUCCUUGCCAACUGCUGACCUCCUGAACCUUGCCUAUCAGUUAAUAUCUGUGAUCAGCCUCUUGUCCUCGGAGACACCAGACACGGAAUCACCCGCGAACAUCGAUGCGUCUGUCCAGUGAGUGGCUUGCUGGCGUUCAUCUCAACGCGGCAGGAUACCUAACCUCAAGCUUGUUUCUCGUGCCUCGAUAGGGUCCGUGAUGACAUCAAAGGCUACCGGAAAAAGGUGAGCAUUUCUCAACAGUUUCGCGAAUGUGUGCUUGAGCAUUGACGCCCGCUCGCUUGACAGGUCCGCCAGCUUGUUCGACGCUCCGCAGAGGAGGCUUUUUGA